GCAGGCUGCCCGGCCCCGAUGAGCGCCGAGAGCCCUCGGCGUUCCCCUCCGCGGGCUCCCGGGGUGCAGGGGCCGCUGCCUCUUUUGCACCCGAAAAAGGGCCUGCUGUGCAAAUGGUCUGCAGAGGCGCCGACUUGCUACAAGUGUAACGACCUGGGACACGAGGGCCUUCCGCCGCCGCCGCAGCAGCCGCGCUCGCCCGCUCCGACGGCGCCGCCUCCUCCCACGCCGCCUCCCCCUCCUUCCAGCCCCCGCGGCUGGGCCAUGAAGACGGAACCCCCCAAGGAGGCCCCCGCCGCCGCCGCCGCCGCAGACAAGAUGCUGCGCACCCCCAAGUGCUCUCGAUGCCGCAACCACGGCUUCUUGGUGCCCGUCAAAGGCCACGUGGGCAAGUGCCGCUGGAAGCAGUGCACCUGCGAGAAGUGCUACCUGAUCACCGAGCGCCAGAAGAUCAUGGCGGCGCAGAAGGUGCUCAAGAGGCAGAUGCACGACGGUGAGGAGCCCGACGACCCUCCCGGAGAGCCCGCCGGCCAGGCCGCGGCCUUGGGCGGCCCCGGCCCGGGGCCCGCGCCCUGCGCCCGCCCGCUGCCCCUGCCCAUGCCCAUGCCCAUGCCCAUGCCCGGGCCCGGGCCCUGCGGCCCCGACGCGGGCCCCGACGGCCGCGCCGCUUCCUACAUGGGCCCCCGGCCCGGGCCCCCCGGGCCCUUCGAGCGGGGCCCGGGGAGCAACGGCGGGGGAGGCCCCAUAGGGGCCUUGGAGGCCGCGGGGCCCUCAGGGAUGGGCGUCCGGGGCCUGGAUGGCUGUUGCAAGCCCCGGCGGUCGCUGCCGCUGCCCAUGCCGGUGCCGCUGCCCGCUCCGCCGCCGCCGCCGCCGCCGCCGCCGCAGCUCUCGGCUUCCACCUCGGCUUCCCCCAGCCCACCCUAUGCUGACUUCGGGCAUCCUUCCAACGUGGCCCCGGAGUGCAUGAUGGGGCCUGAGUAUCUGGAGAGGGAGCAGUCUAAAAUGUAUCCUGGGUACGCCAACAUGUACCACUACCGCCCGUUCCCGCUGGGCCUCGUCAACCAGUCCGGCUACCGCGGCUCCCCCGCGGCCCCGGGGCUGCCCCUCCAGAGGGGCUUCCGCCACGUUCCCAGCAACCACGGAGCGGGGACUUCCUCUUCUUUGCUCAUGCAGGAUUCCAGCGGAGACUUCAGACAGGGCUACUACCCUCCGCUGCCUCAGUUCAUCCCUCCGGGCUUUCUGCCGGGGAUCCACUACAUCCCCCCUCCUCUCCCGCUGAACGUUCUGGCCGACACCGCCAAAGAAUCCACCGCCACCCUGACCGACGUCUCGGACUCGGCGGCGAUGUGUGAGCACAGCCAGCCGUCUCCCCAGGAGCCGGCCAACUGAGGGCCCGGGGGUCCUCAGGGCCCCCCCCCGAGAGGGGGCGUUGGCCCUGCCCCCCGGCUGCAGCCCCCGCGGGCAGAGGGACGGGGUCUCCCAAUGUUGGCUUUGGAGAAGGCUC
Messenger RNA from Antechinus flavipes (yellow-footed antechinus), 1504 nucleotides. It is a transcript of the gene DMRTB1, whose product is annotated as DMRT like family B with proline rich C-terminal 1. Gene Ontology annotation, biological process: sex differentiation; regulation of transcription by RNA polymerase II. Gene Ontology annotation, molecular function: RNA polymerase II cis-regulatory region sequence-specific DNA binding; DNA-binding transcription factor activity, RNA polymerase II-specific. Bases 19 to 1389 code for a protein of 456 amino acids. NCBI's taxonomy places the organism in Eukaryota, Metazoa, Chordata, Mammalia, Dasyuromorphia, Dasyuridae. Gene Ontology annotation, cellular component: nucleus. The record is from RefSeq and is a predicted model, not a curated record. The transcript has 4 exons.